AUGGACAUAUCAGAAGGGGGAUGGACGGUUAUUCAGAAUCGCUUUAAUGGAUCUCUGGAUUUCAAUAGAAACUGGACAGAUUAUAAAAAUGGAUUUGGAUCGCCCAUCGGAGAAUACUGGAUAGGUAAUGAGGUUAUCUACGAAUUGACGAAAAAUCUCUCCAACUUCUUACAUGUCACUAUAAUGCUGACAAAUGUGAUCAGCUUAUUUCAACAGUAUGAAACGUUGUCAAUUGCAAAUGAACUGGACAACUAUAUACUUUACCUUGUAGGCAACUCCUCUGGAACUUUGGGAGACAGGAUGAUAAAGGUACCAUCCGGUGGCAAAUUAAACGGCAUGAGGUUUUCCACAAAAGAUCGAGACAAUGAUAGACAUCCUGGCAGCUGUGCUAAUAAACAUCUCGGAGGAUGGUGGCAUAAUUCUUGUCAUGACCUUUACGGGUCGUCGUCAUGGAUACAGCCUUGGUAUCCUAAGAUUGGAGGUGGAGCAUUGAUUAGGGAAACAGUUAUGAUGGUAAAAAGAAGUUAUGGGAAAACGACAAGGUCAAAGUCGGUAUCGAGGAAUGGCAGGGGGAACCUAUUGUUUUGGAUUUUUCUACAAGAAUUAUAA
Messenger RNA from Ostrea edulis (European flat oyster), 609 nucleotides. RefSeq names its product angiopoietin-1-like. NCBI's taxonomy places the organism in Eukaryota, Metazoa, Mollusca, Bivalvia, Ostreida, Ostreidae. The transcript has 4 exons. The coding region runs from base 1 to 609 and encodes 202 amino acids. The record is from RefSeq and is a predicted model, not a curated record.